Messenger RNA from Schistosoma curassoni, 737 nucleotides. The record is from the annotation of a GenBank genome assembly. Lineage: Eukaryota; Metazoa; Platyhelminthes; Trematoda; Strigeidida; Schistosomatidae.
AUGAAAGUCUCUGUGUUGGGUUUUUAUCUCGGUUACGUGCCAUAUAACAUUGCAUGGGAUCUUCAGAAGUCCAUCGUCAAACUACUGAAGUCUCUUGAUAAUCCUUCGGUGCAUUGUAUCUUACUUCUGGAACACUGUCCAGUUUACACUAUUGGUAUACGCCACACAGAUCCUAUGAAUGACUAUGGCGAGUAUGCCAUUAAACAUCUCAAACGUCUUGGGGCUGAAUUUGUUAGUUCUGAUCGUGGAGGUUUGAUUACGUAUCAUGGCCCAGGACAACUCGUAGCCUAUCCGAUAAUUAAUCUUCGGUGUAAAUCUUUACAAGGUCGUGGUUUAAGGUGGUACGUUGGGGCUUUAGAAGAAGCCGGAAUCAAACUGUGUUCACAAUUUGGUGUGACUACAUUUGCUGGUAAGGAUUCGGAGACUGGUGUUUGGUCUGAUUCUAGGCACAAAGUUAUGGCUAUUGAUAUUUCACUUGAUUGAUGAUACAUACUACUUAUAUGUAUAGACAGAACUAGCACAUAUCACACUAUCACUAAAUAAAUUGGAAAGGAAAUUCAAUCUUGACAAACACUUCACAUAAUGUAAAAUCAAACAAUCCAUAUUGAAAGUGUUUAUCACUAUUGGUCAGUAUAAUACACUUUAACUACUUAAUAUUAUUUCAAUAUUUUAUUUUAUUACGAUCAACUUAGAUUAAAUAUAAUGUCCAGAAAUAGAGCAUUAUCAAAUUGAACUUA